Messenger RNA from Colletotrichum higginsianum IMI 349063, 2865 nucleotides. RefSeq names its product WD repeat domain-containing protein. Gene Ontology annotation, molecular function: protein binding. The transcript is spliced from 4 exons. Lineage: Eukaryota; Fungi; Ascomycota; Sordariomycetes; Glomerellales; Glomerellaceae. The coding region runs from base 1 to 2865 and encodes 954 amino acids. The record is from RefSeq and is a predicted model, not a curated record.
AUGUCGACCCCUACAUCCGCCAUAAAGUCCAUGGACGCCGGCCGUCGCGAUGAUGGCCAGCAACCACAACCAACGCUGCCUCUCGUCCCAGAGCCUCGACUCUCGACCCCCGCCAGCCGCGAAAGCUCCUCGACCGUCCAGAAGUCGCCGGGCGGCUCAGAUUCUCACGGCAGCAGCUUCCCUACAUUUGCCAAGAAGACGCCCACGAAGCUCACCCGAACUACCACGCCGAACGCAAAGGAUAUCAAGCCCGUCAAAGCCUCGCCCGCCGCUGUCCAAUCCCCCGCCGCAAUUGACCCGCUAUCCCAGCUCCGGAGACGACCCGAUAGUCCGGCCCUCGACCCUGAGCAGCCACCAAAACUUCCACUACAUGCUUUCGAUGCCAACAAAGACAAAAGGAAAGGACCGUCAUUCUUGAGCCGGCUGAGCAUGCGAGGCGGACGUCGACGCGACGAUGACGAGGAUUCUGUCUUCAGUGACCACCGUAUCGAUGGGACGAACGCCCCAGCCUUUUCUUCUGUCAUUGGCUCGGGGUACAUACCUCACCACAAGGAGCCACCGCGAUACAUCCGCGUCAAGGCACGCAACAAGAAAACUCGAGAGUUCAACCGAAUGUUCCUCGCCCAAGAGCUUUUGAUCCCACGAAACGAAACACACGACGAUAAGAGCACGACCGUGUCAGUGUCGAGCGACACCAGGCGACCGAACAAUAGCGGAGCUGUCUGGGCCACUGAGUUCAGCACCGAUGGCAAGUACUUUGCUGCCGCAGGAAAAGAUCAAGUCGUGAGGGUUUGGGCUGUGAUUUCCACGCAUGAGGAGCGACGGCGGCAUGAAGAAGAAGAAAACGCCAACCAUGGUGAAAGACUGAGCGCGCCCGUUUUUCGAAGCAAGCCAGUACACGAAUUCCACGGACAUACCGGCGAGGUUCUUGACCUCAGCUGGAGCAAGAACAACUUCUUAUUGUCGUCGUCGAUGGACAAGACAGUGCGUCUCUGGCACAUCAGCAGAAAGGAGUGUCUUUGCACGUUCAAACACAAGGAUUUUGUCACCUCGAUUGCCUUUCACCCCACCGACGACCGGUUCUUCCUCGCGGGAUCCCUAGACUCGACAUUACGUCUGUGGAGCAUCCCAGACAAGUCAGUGGCCUAUUCCGUUCAGUUGUCCGACCUCAUCACGGCAGUGGCCUUUUCGCCCGAUGGGAAGACGGCCAUCGCUGGAGGCCUCUCGGGAAUGUGUAUGUUCCAUGACACCGAGGGCCUCAAACAAACCACUCAGCUGCAUGUCCGUUCAUCCAGGGGCAAGAAUGCUAAGGGAAGCAAAAUCACCGGCAUCAAGACGAUGAUGUAUGAUGGCGAGGCCAAGGUCUUGAUCACGUCGAACGAUUCGAGGGUUCGCAUUUAUGAUCUGCGCGACAAGACCCUGGACUCCAAGUUCAAGGGUUACGAAAAUACCUGCAGCCAGAUUCACGCCGAUUUCAGCGACACCGGACAUUGGAUCGUUUCUGGAAGCGAGGACAAGAGAGUGUAUAUCUGGUCGGUAAAUUCUGCCGAGUCGGAUAAGGACAAGCCAUGCGAGUAUUUCGAAGCGCAUUCUGAUCGAGUAUCAACGGCAGUGUUUGCACCAAAAAAGUCACGGCAGCUUCUUGGCGGUUCGGGGGAUCCUCUAUACGACCUUUGUAAUCCUCCGCCGGUGACUCUUAUGAGUCUUGAGGAGUCCAUCGCUAGCCAAACGGGCAAUUCGGACGACGAAAGACCGCAAAUCAAGAAGCCUGAGGAAUCACCAGCAUACAUUGAAAAGUCGAAGCACUAUGACGGCCAAAUUCUGGUGACUACGGACCAAUCUGGAGUUAUCAAGGUUUUCCGACAAGAUUGCGCAUACCUUAAGCGCCGACAUGAAAACUGGGAAACCGGCUCGACCUUUUCUCGCCGGCUGGGAGGCAGCGUUUUGGGACGUAGCGGAAGCGUCGCAACGCGUACGAGCGUCGGCAGUCAUCCCCGAUCUCGCCGCGGGUCAAUGUCACGCCUGGCGGCACCUGGCGCUGCUCAGCUAAGCUCCGAUAUUAACACUUGGCGUCAUGGAAUUGAAAAUGGUCGUCCAACCUCGGUGAUCAUCACUCCAUCCCAAAGCGAGCGCUCGACGUCGCCGACUAAGACUUCGCACACGCCCAUCGACACAAGCACUGCGAAUCUUGCGUCUGGGGCUCGGAAAAAACCGUAUAGCGCGUCGUCGCAGCCGACACGUCCGCAACUCCCGGCCAGUCCCACGUCGAGCCGGGCUUCCCGCGACCGAGCUCCGUCCAUCCCCCCUACACCGAGUUUCUCGUUCGUAUCGGCAGAUGACGAUGAGAGCGACGAGCUGCGGCUUGAUCCCGCAGGGGCCAGCUAUUCUUUUUGGAACUUGAACCGAUGGAAAGGCAUCUCAUCUCUGAGGUCCUCGGUAUCAUUCAGCAACAUCAACACAUCGCAGGCGCAAGUAGGACAGGGGCGAAACAGCAUGAGCACGGCCGAUACCACACAGACAACCAUUAGCAAUAAUACCAAGGCUUCCAGACGCAAGAGUAUCGGCCCCGUCGUGUACAACAAGACGGUUGAGGAAGAGCAAAACGGUACGACGAAGAUUAUAGAGGACACGACCGCCAAGGCAGAGGGAGAUGGCCAGCUUCUGCGACCAGUUGGCAAUAGGUCCGACAGUCGGACCCGUAAUUCUGUUAUCAGCCGUUUGAGCUCCGAGUACAACAGCGAGGACGGCGAGCAACUCUCCUGUCAGAAAUGCGCGAGCAAGGACUUCAAGGCAAAGAGAGUGGGGGGCAGGCAGCGGCUCAUUUGCGUAAAGUGUGGCAAGCUAGUUGACGACGGCAUGCAAUAA